AUGCAUUGGCUCGCGACUUUGACGGGCUAUAUCGCGCCGCUCUUCCUAAUCCUCUCCCCCAUCAUCUCCUAUGGCGACCAGGCCGUAUCGAUGCAUCGCAAGAAGACCAGCGCGGGCUUCUCUCUCGACAUUCCCCUGAUUAUGCUUGUCGCAUCGUUCUUCAGGAUCUUUUACUGGCCUGGCGCGCGAUUCGAUGCGAGCUUGUUAAUACAGUCUCUGAUUAUGGUUGGAAUGCAAGUAGCGCUGCUCAAAAUUGCUCUUGAUCACCGACCUGCACCUUCAAACAAGGGCGGCGAGGCCGGCUUGCCUUUUGCUCCCCCAGAGGGUGUCUUUACCCAAAGACCGUAUAACUUUUGGCAAUGGAGAUCGCCGAAACCAUAUUGGCAAUUCAUCGUCUAUCUCUUCAUGGGCUUGCUCGCUGGUGAAGUUGUCGUGUCCGGCAUGACACCUGGCUACUAUCCCACGUAUUCCGAGCUCGUCGGAAUCAUCGGCCUCUCCGUCGAAGCCAUUCUUCCGAUCCCGCAGAUCAUCGCCAAUGCGCAAUCCAAGUCUUGCAAAGGCUUUCGAGUGUCCGUGCUUGCUAGUUGGAUCGGAGGUGACGCCAUGAAGAUUUACUGGUUCUUUACGGCCACGACCGAGAUCCCGCUAGCAUUCAAGGCGUGUGGCAUCUUCCAGGCUUGCUGCGACUGCUUCCUCGGAAUCCAGUACUUUUUCUACGGAGAUGGCAGAGGUGCUACCGUCAAGGGACAUCCGCUGCAAGAAAUUCCGUCUCAAGAAAUGAGUUGGAAAUAA
Messenger RNA from Trichoderma harzianum CBS 226.95, 792 nucleotides. RefSeq lists its product as hypothetical. The record is from RefSeq and is a predicted model, not a curated record. NCBI's taxonomy places the organism in Eukaryota, Fungi, Ascomycota, Sordariomycetes, Hypocreales, Hypocreaceae. Gene Ontology annotation, cellular component: endosome; trans-Golgi network. The transcript has 3 exons. The coding region runs from base 1 to 792 and encodes 263 amino acids. Gene Ontology annotation, biological process: retrograde transport, endosome to Golgi; phospholipid translocation.